AUGUCUGCCAAGAACGUAAACUUCGCUAUUGAUGAAGUGUCGUUCAAGCCCAACAACCAUGUCGCGCUUUUGGACAUUCCCGCCAAUAAACCACAGUUUGAGGAUGUUGGUCGAUUCCUCAGGAACUCUCCCAUUUUCUUUGCUAUCUUUCAUGAACAUGUCAUUGUGAAAGAAGUCCUUCAGCAGUUCUGGUUUACUGCUGAAGUCAAGCAAGAAACUGACAAGACUGGGAUUGUCCUCACUGAUGAUGAAACAAUCACCAUAGGACUUGAGGUUGCUCCUCUCGAGAUUUCUCAGUCAACGGAAGCCUAUCCUCUCGAAGGCAAACAAGGGAGAACCAGCAUCAAUCCUUCAGAUGGUGCUGAUGACCCCUCAGAACCGCCAGCCAUGGAAGAAGAAUACAACAUGGAUGAGGAUGUCAAGCUGAUUCUCCCAGCUGAAGAGACUGUCUUAAUCAAAAUGGACCAAGUCCAUGAAUACAUGCCUCUCCGGGAUGACCUUUCUUUUGACCUCUCAGCUGUCAAAUUUGAAGUUAAUGAUGUGAAGAAACUGCUAUCAAUGGUGCAAGCCGAUGUGUGCACCAAAGCUGAGGCCAUCUCUGCUCUCAAAAGCAAAGCUGACAAAACGCAUGCUCAACUUACCAAGCAUGGUGAGAUGAUGCAUCAGAUAUUGGAUCUUCUUCAACGUUUAGAGCCAGUUCCUGCAUCCUCCUUCACAGUUGAGGAUCGCCUAUUGCUGGAUCAAGUGCUUGAACUUGGUCUUCUUCAAGCUCAAUCUCUAGCCAAGAUUAAACAACAAUUGGAUAUAGAUGCUAAAACUAAUGCUGAUGCUCAAGAUGAAAGAGUUAAAGCAAAUAAAGUUGCUGCUGAAGUUGUAGAUGCCAUCACUUCCCAUGAAGCUGAAGCUGUUGCUGAAGUUGAGGAAAUUAAUGAUGUCGUCAGAGCUGAUGCUCAAGACGAAGACCUUCCUAUCACCUCUGCAGUUGAUGUUGGUGAUAAAGAAGAUGAAGAUGACGAUGAUGAUGAAGAUGAUGAUCCUUCUUCCUUUCCUGAUGCUGGAAAAGAUCUUGGUGAUGAUGAUGAUGAAGACGAUGAUGACAACUUCACUAUUUAA
Molecule: messenger RNA, 1113 nt
Organism: Cynara cardunculus var. scolymus (artichoke)
Lineage: Eukaryota; Viridiplantae; Streptophyta; Magnoliopsida; Asterales; Asteraceae
Product: nucleosome assembly protein 1;3-like
Exons: 4
Coding region: 1-1113 (370 amino acids)
Source: RefSeq, a predicted model, not a curated record